CUGUUACUACCGGACUCGUUCAUCCCACAUUAUUCCCCUAUCCGUGGAUCACGACGCUUCAUGCUGCUCGAGUAAGCCUUGCGUUCUGUGCCCGUGCACAGGCAUUAGGAACAGUUUAUGAAGAUAGAUCGUGCGGCAGAAUAUGCAGGGUUCCUGUUAAUGGUGAGUGUGCUGGGCGGCACUCUCGGCGUCCAUUCCCUGCUCUCUCUCCCACCGCCUCAAAUCCUCUCGCUUCACCCAUACAUCAACUACUUAAACCCCUCAUCGUUCCCUUCCCCUUCCCUCCUCAAAUUUAUUGACACAGUUCUCCCCAUGGUUGAUGCCAUCCUCCGCACAGGAGGUAUCACUUCCUCGAUCCAUCUCGCUCUCACGCACCCUACUCACCCACAAUUGCGAUCAUCUCUGUUCCUUCAACUCCUCUUAGGUGCUGUGGCUUCAGCAGGGGGAGGUGUACUGGCAGGAACGUUGAACGUCUUCUCAGCGCAUUGGUCCUUCACCACCCCUCCCUUUCUUCGCUCAAACACCCCAAGUGGUUCCUUCCUCGGAACCUUGGACAUAUGGAGUGGGAGUGUGUCUCCCUCAUCUAUGGACAAGGAUAGCUGGUCGGCGCCGUUACUACAAGGAAGCGCAGUCCAGUUGAUGACCCCUCUCGAGGCUCGGAGUGUGAGCGUUAUCGUGCUCACUUUGAUCUAUGCUUAUAGAGUCUACGCCGUGCACUACCGUGCGCCGUCAAGUGCAAAAAUGGAUGCGAGAAGGAUUUGGAAGAAUGUCAAGAGCCAGCAAGGGACGCCGGUGAAGGCCGAUGCUUUAAAGAGAAGACAGCAUAAUCUCCAGAAAGUGCUUCUAGGAAUGCCUUCUCCAGGAACGAUAAGAUCUUCGGAAGGAUAAAUAUAUAACGUCACGUUUCAACAGUAGUUCAUGGAUCGAGUAUCUUGUUUGCAUUGAGACUCGUUAAUUACAAACUCCAAGAGAUGUUUUCCGCUACUUCGUGCCCAAACGCUAUAAAUACUUCAGGACAAUGGGGGGGUUAUCAGAAUUUUACUGAAAUAGGCUGAGUGUUCGGUGCCCCUUGCUAUAAAUCCCCGAGGCUCUUUUAUUAUUUGAUGUCAUACUCGCGCACGCCCUUCUUCGUCCUGAAAUUCAAGAAUUCCGAUGCAAUUAAG
Molecule: messenger RNA, 1163 nt
Organism: Cantharellus anzutake
Lineage: Eukaryota; Fungi; Basidiomycota; Agaricomycetes; Cantharellales; Hydnaceae
Exons: 4
Coding region: 118-888 (256 amino acids)
Source: RefSeq, a predicted model, not a curated record